AGGCUCGCUGCGGGCUCCAGGCUUGGCCGCACUUGCUCACCAGUGGUGCGCCCGGGGCUUUUGUGGCUUAGCCGGCCUGGGCUUUGUGUCCGAGUUCUGCUCCGUGCCUGCGGCGCUUCUCCCGGUCAGGGAUUCCCGAGGCGGCGUGCGCAGCCCCCGGGACCAGCGAGCGAUCGAGCGAGCGCGCCGGCUUGAGCGGUGGCGACUGCGAGGGGCCGAGGAGGAGAGAAGGAGGGGGACGAGAUGCCGGAGUUCCUAGAGGACCCUUCGGUCCUGACCAAAGACAAGUUGAAGAGCGAGUUGGUCGCCAACAACGUGACGCUCCCGGCCGGCGAGCAGCGCAAGGACGUGUACGUGCAGCUCUACCUGCAGCACCUCACGGCGCGCAACCGGCCGCCGCUCGCCGCGGGAGCCAACAGCAAAGGGCCGCCCGACUUCUCGAGCGACGAGGAGCGCGAGCCCACCCCAGUGCUUGGCUCCGGGGCCUCCGUGGGUCGCGGCCGCGGCGCCGUCGGCAGGAAAGCCACAAAGAAAACUGAUAAGCCCAGGCCAGAAGAUAAAGAUGAUCUGGAUGUGACAGAGCUCUCUAACGAAGAACUUCUGGAACAGCUUGUGAGAUAUGGAGUGAAUCCUGGUCCCAUUGUGGGAACCACCAGGAAGCUGUAUGAGAAGAAGCUGUUGAAGCUGAGGGAACAGGGAGCAGAAUCGAGAUCCUCUACUCCUCUCCCAACAGUCUCUUCCUCUGCAGAAAACACGAGGCAGAAUGGAAGUAAUGACUCUGACAGAUACAGUGACAAUGACGAAGGAAAGAAGAAAGAACACAAGAAAGUGAAGUCCGCUAGGGAUUGUGUUCCUUUUUCUGAACUUGCAUCUACUCCCUCUGGUGCAUUUUUUCAGGGUAUUUCUUUCCCUGAAAUCUCCGCCCGUCCUCCUUUGGGCAGGACUGAACUGCAGGCAGCUAAAAAAGUACAUACUGCUAAGGGAGACCCACCUAGGGACACUCAUGCUGAUACAGCCUUGCCUGGAAAGGGACAGACGCAGAAGUUAGCCCCUGGACGGAGCUUAUUUAUUCCUUCAGAGUCUAGCUAUGAUAGAUGUGUAGAGAAAAGCUCUUCACCAUCUUCUCAGCGUCAAUUUGCUGCCAGGCUGGUCUCUGCUGCAGCGUCUCCUUCACUGAUCAGAGAAACCACUACUACUUACUGUAAGGACGUAGUAGAAAAUAUUUGCCGUGGAGGGAAGAGUAGAGCUCAGCCAUCGCGUGCUGAGGAGCCUCAUGUUUCAGAUCAGUCAGUUUUCUCUAGUGAAAGAGAAGUGCUGCAAGAGUCGGAGAGGUCCCAGGUCAUUUCUCCUCCACUUGCUCAGGCAAUCCGAGAGUAUGUCAAUUCUCUGUUGGUCCAGGGUGGGGUCAGCAGUUUGCCUGGGACUUCUGAUUCUGUACCUACACUGGAUGUAGAAAACAUAUGUAAGAGACUUAGCCAGUCCAGCCAUCCAGAAUCUGAAUCCCUGUCCCCUCCCCGAAAAGUCCCUAGGCUCAGUGAGAAGCCAGUAAAGGGAGGGGACUCUGGCUCCUGUGUGGCAUUCCAGAAUACACCUGGAUCCGAACAUAGGUCUUCUUUGGGCAAAAGUGUUGUCUCUCAUUCUCUUACUACUCUGGGAAUAGAAGUGUCUGAACAGCCACGGCGGGAUAAAAUAGAUGCCUCAGAACCGUCGUUCCCUCUCCAUGAGUCUAUCGUAAAGGUCAUUGAAGAGGAGUGGCAGCAAAUUGAUAGGCAGCUGCCGAUGGUGGCAUGCAAAUAUCCAGUUUCUUCCAGCGAGGCAACCCGGAUAUUAUCAGUUCCAAAAGUAGAUGAUGAGAUCCUGGGGUUUAUUUCUGAAGCCACCCCAAGAGCAGCCACUCAGGCAUCCUCCACUGAGUCUUGUGAUAAACAGUUGGACUUGGCUCUCUGUAGGUCUUACGAAGCUGCAGCAUCAGCAUUGCAGAUCGCAGCCCAUACCGCCUUCGUGGCUAAGUCUCUGCAAGCUGACAUAAGUCAGGCUGCACAGAUGAUUAAUUCCGAUCCUAAUGAUGCACUGCAGGCCCUGGAGAUUCUGAGCAGAGCCUAUGAUGCAGCAUCCUAUCUUUGUGACGCUGCAUUUGAUGAAGCGAGGAUGUGUGCCUGCACCAUGGGGUCUUCUACCAUGGGUCGGCGGUAUCUGUGGUUGAAGGACUGUAAGAUCAGUCCAGCUUCUAAGAAUAAACUAACUGUUGCCCCCUUUAAGGGUGGAGCGUUAUUUGGAGGGGAAGUACACAAAGUGAUUAAAAAGCGUGGAAAUAAGCAGUAAUAAGAUUAAGGACAAAGACAGAAAUGUUGACUUGGAGAAUUCGUGGACCUUUCUAUGGAUUUAGUCUCCUAAUGGAGCCGAUUUCAAGGUGUUAAGCUCCCACUCAUCAAGUUAUAGUAUAACGGCACAUAUCAAGACCUAGUACCAUUGAAGCUUGAUAGAUCACAUCACACUUGUCUCACAAGAAUGUACAGCUUCCUAUUUUAUAUGACACUCUGGGUUUACACGGAGUCCCAGCAACUGAAAUAAUCAGUAGAACCCUCACUUGCUUUAGUAUGCCAUUCACAUCCUUCCUUAUGUGUAGGUCGGAGUUAAACAUUGUUAGUCCUUUUGUUUUUUAUUUUCCCUGCUCACAGGAGUUUGGUUUUGGGAAGUCUAGUGCAUAGGCAUGAUUUCAGUCUGCUCUGCUUUGUGCCGCCUGCCUUCAUUACGUACAUCUGUUUUGCUAAUAGUCAUUUUGUUGUCCACUCAGUACAUUGCCAGACAUCUUACAGCUGACCUUUGUACCAGAAUUUUUAGCCAAGCAUCUAUCUACACACUCCACAUCUGUCUGCACUCUUGUUCAUACUUCUGUCUGCAGAGAACUUUUAUAAUUCUAGACCAGUGCAACAAACUUACUGAUUGAUUCAGACACGUGUGUGCCUGUAUCAGAGGGAAAGGCACUGCUCCUCAGUGGUGAGAUGCAUAAGCUUCACAUGCAUGUGACUCUGAGUUCAGUUCACAGCCACUUAAAACAGUUUAAUGAGCAUUUAGAUCUAGAGAUACUUUGUAAGCAACUGAUAAGAGGUAGAUUGCAUAUCUGUAUAACACAUUUAUGCACAUUUUUAGUAAAGGAAUAGAAAGCAAUGUAGCUUCAUGUCUGAUAGAGGAGGUAGUCAGUCCCUGGUUACACAAGUACAUGGGCCACAUUUGAGGAACACGGGGAUGAUAAAUAAGUAGAAUCUGCUGUACCUCAUGGUCGCUCAACAUGACACUACAAAGAUGGGGCUUUUAUUUUCUACAUGUAUUUAAAGAUAUUUUUGUAUGUCCUGCAUAGUUAAAUUACAUAUCUGGAUGCUAAAACCAAUGAGGUAUUUUCUAAAAACCUUGAGAAUUUUUACUCUCCCCCAAUGUCUGUGUCUGUAUGAAGCAAUGUAUUGCCCUGCUGUCACUUGUAUGGCUGUAAGGUAAGGUUCCAGUUGCAGAGCCAGUCUGGAAGAUAGUCUGCAGUAUAAUCAAAUGCAGCCCUGGUGUGCAUGUCCAGCACCCCGUGUUGUUAGGCUACUCACUCCAUCCCUGCAGCUGUUAUGUCUUCUAAAAUGUACAUGCAUACAUGUACCUGUUAAGUGCUGUGUGAUUUCUUUAAAACAAUGUAUGCCUGUAGAAUGCCUCUACGAAUUCAAUAAAGUUGUUAAAUUUGAA
Rattus norvegicus (Norway rat) is the source of this 3723-nucleotide messenger RNA. It is a transcript of the gene Tmpo, whose product is annotated as thymopoietin. Gene Ontology annotation, cellular component: chromosome; nuclear envelope; nuclear inner membrane. NCBI's taxonomy places the organism in Eukaryota, Metazoa, Chordata, Mammalia, Rodentia, Muridae. The coding region runs from base 244 to 2322 and encodes 692 amino acids. The transcript has 4 exons. The record is from RefSeq and is marked validated. Gene Ontology annotation, molecular function: DNA binding.